AUGAACGCCUCCUCCCUCCGCAUCUCCAAGCUCGAUGGAACUAACUUCCACGCCUGGAAGUUCAAGAUGCAGAUGGUGCUGGAGGAACGGGACCUAUGGGAGGUCGUCAGCGGUGAGAUCAAGGCGGAACAGUGCGAGACUCAGUUGGACCAAGCGACGUACAAGAGGAAGUCAAGAAAGGCGAUGGCAGUGAUCUGUCUAGCCAUGGAAGAUUCCCAGCUACCGUUGGUCCGGUCGGCAAGUGGUGCAUGCGACGCAUGGUCAAGGUUGGAAGACCACUUCGAGAAGAAGAGUCUUGCCAACAAGCUGUUCUUGCGCCGUCGCUUCUUCACGACAAUGAUGGAAGAAGGCGACGAUGUGCUCGAACACAUCAACAAGCUCAAGACGCUGGCGGAACAGCUAGAAGCGGUGGGGGGCUCCACUUUGGAGUCGCGCUCAGACACUCUUAGCUGGGAGCUCGUGACGUCUCGACUGCUUCAUGAAGAAAUGAAGCGGAAGGAGCAAGGAAGUAAAGGUGAUGAAGCUUCGCAAGGUCAAGCGUUCAUCACAAGGGACAAUCAGCGCAAAGGGCGACCAGUGAAGAAGUCCUGGCCGUGCCACAAUUGCGGAAAGAUUGGUCACUGGAUGGCGGAGUGCCCCUCGCGCAUCCAAGAAAACACGGAGAGACACCGGCCACAGCGUGCUCAAGACAGCGGCGACCGCUAUCGAUCACAACGUGCAAACGUCGCUCAAGAAGAAGACUCGGGCGACUACCUCUUUUCGAUCGGUGAAACGACAUCUGCGAAAUCGAGCGACAUCUGGCUGGUCGACUCCGGGGCGACGCAGCACAUGACGUGCUCCAAGAAGUUCAUGCGGAACUACAAGGGGUUUGACGCUGUGGAUGUCCAUCUCGCGGAUGAUGGAAUCGUCCAAGCAAUCGGCAGUGGGGACAUUGUCAUGUCGAUGAAGACACCCCAAGGGAUGAAGAAAGGUGUGCUCACAAACGUGUGGCACAUCCCAAAGUUAUCCAGAAACCUGUUCUCGGUCGGCCGCUUCACCAAGGAUGUCGGCCCAGUGACGUUCACGAAGGAUGGGUGCUAUGGAGAAGCGAAAGGGACCAAGUGGAAAAUUGGUGCCCGUGAAGUUAAAGGACUGUUCAAGCUGCAAAUGACUCCAGUGGCGCCGGAACAAUCAAAUGCAGCCAAGUCGUCGGGAUGUCAAGGGGGCACCAAGUCGUACCUCUGGCACCUUCGGCUUGGCCACAUAGGUCACGAUGGACUCAAUUGCAUCGUGACGAAGAACAUUGGAAUUGGCAUCGACAUAUCUUCGGUGAAGAAGUGGGACGUGUGUGAAGGUUGUGCUCUGGGAAAACAGACUCGAGUGCGCUUCCAAUCAAACACUACAGCUCGCACCUCCAAACUCCUCGAAGUGAUUCACAGCGACGUAUGCGGACCGAUGUCGAUGGCAACUUUCAGUGGAAAACGGUACUUCGUGACAUUCAUUGAUGACAAGUCAAGAUACUGUUGA
Peronospora matthiolae is the source of this 1506-nucleotide messenger RNA. NCBI's taxonomy places the organism in Eukaryota, Oomycota, Peronosporomycetes, Peronosporales, Peronosporaceae. The record is from the annotation of a GenBank genome assembly.